AUGGACUUUGAAUACUCUCCCCACCGUUCAGCUGGAGGAACCCUUCAUCUGCUUUCGCCGACGCACCCUCAAUACUCCAUCGACGCGUUUCCGUCCAUCAAGCAAAUCCGCCGCUCUUUGUCGCGUUCUCCCUCGAAGCCGUCGCGUUACCAUCUGGUCUCCAGGUCUCCCAAGAAGUCCCCUCCACGCUCCAGUCUAUCGCGUGCGUUGAGUGCGAACACUGGUGCCGAUUCUUCUCUCAAGAACAAGUUAUUGCUACGACGAAACGCGCCUGUUCGCGCGAAUGCGCGCAAGGAAACGCCGCACACUUUGAGACGCGCCUUGAGUGACGCCAGCAGCCAAGCAAACACCGUAACUAUGGAACUUACUCAACAACCUACUCCUGGCGACCAGGAGAACUCAUACCUAACGUCGCCCACUUCAAGGCACCUGGAUGUUCCGCGGGAUGCCCGCUUCGAAGUCGAUGACGAGCCCAUCAAAUUCGACUUCCUCAAAGGCCGCAACAGCUUGUCUCUGGCCAUGAAUGGAACGCCGGCAAAGUCCAGUCCUCUCAAACGCAGCGAUGGUGUUAUGAACCUCGACCAGGUCAACCUUGGUAGUCCCAGAGCCAAGCGACGCAGCUUGCACAGCGCCUCCCUCGGCAUUGACUUUGACGUCUUCGAGCAGGCCUUUGAAAGUGCCAACAACGGUUUCAGCGACGACGAGCCUACGCCCGUGUCCCCUGUGCGUCAACGAUCUCCCCAGCGCUCCAAGCCUUUCAGCCUCAGAAGGUCUACUCUCCAGCAACGAGCGGUUGGUACACCUCGUGCCAGACCCUACUCAGAUCUGAGCGAGUCUCCUAGCGGUCACUCGAAGGCACGCGCUAGAAUGUCGCUUGACGGCUCGCUGCCUCUUCGUGGUCUGGAGCACUCCAUCCAUCUCCCACCUCCAGAGCAAAAAGUUAUUUCCCGCUCAGCACCAAAACCUCACCCCCUCUCUAAAGCAUUGAGCCCCUCAUCUUCGGCAUCAAGUCUCGGCGAAGAUACGCCACGCCUUUCGCCCAAAAAGCCACAAUUCUCUAGACCGUACCCCGGCUUUUCCAAGAGUCUACCCAUCGGUGCGCUCAGACCUAAGCCGCACACCGACUCGAGCGGCUCAAGCGAUUCGUUUGAGACGCCGGAAGCCUUCAAGAUGGCAAAGCCAUUGCCACAGGCUUUCAUGUCGACCGGCUUGAUCUCUAAGCGUAAUCGAAAUGUCGACCUCCCUCAGUCUUCAUUUGGUAGCAGCAUGAACAUGCCCGACACACCCUCGAAGAAGACUAUUCUACCUCACCUCGGUGGUGGCACUCCAGCCCCAGCAGCCAACUUUGGCAAGUUUUCUCGCCCUCUGCACGAAUUUGGAUCGCCAACAACCCCUUGGAGUCCACACCCCGUCCAAGCAUCUCCCGAGUCAUUCGGCAAAGGAGUGAACAUCUUCGGUCUAGGCUGCUCUUCUGGAAAGUCAAAUCGACGCAGCAGUUUCCUUAGCAUCACCGACGAAGAUCUGAACAAGUCACCUCUCGGUCAUAUGGACGUUCAAGCUAGCGGUGACGAGAUGCCACCGACUCCGACAAAAGCCGCUUCUUCUGGAUCCACAACCAUUCGACCAACAUCCAAGGGCAAGGGAAACAGCCUGCGAAGCUCCUUGUUUGGACGCAGAUCGUCGAUUGCACCUGACACUUUCGACCGUCCAAAAUUCGAGGAUCAACAGCCAGCAAAUGACUGUAAGUAUAUUUCUUCAACUACUCCUUCUUCGGAGUCCAAGAAAAGUGCGAGUUCGACCCCAUCUCUUACUAUCACACCAUGUGGCUCGCCAUCUUCUCCUUCUUUUGAACAAGCCAUGAGCCUUAGGCAGUCUCAUCGCAAAUCUUGCCCAUCUCCUCUUACUCUUCGGUGCCGGGAAUUUCCUUCUUUUUCUUCUUCUUCUACCUCAUCUGCAGGAGAUGCUGAAGCAAAGCAACUAUUAGCAGUCACGCCAUCUAGCCACUCGAGCUUUACGGACUCGAAUCUUCCUCCGAAGACUCCUCAGGAGAGCUUCACCCCGCCGGAUCCUAGUGGUCUGUCCAUCUCUGGCGAGCACCGUGGGCCGGUCUUGUUCGGCAUGAGCGGCCUCCAAAGCUCAAACAGUUUCCCACCUGCUACUCCGACCGGACCAAGAGAUUCUGGAAUGAACUUCGGUGGAAGUAUCAGACCCGGUGCUUUUGGAGCAUCUGUUUCAGGCUUCUUUGCGAACGACGUUGACACAGCACUCACAUCUCGAUUCGAGAGUGUUCAGGCAGUCGGUAUUGGAGAGUUUUCCCAGGUUUACCGCGUCUCAAAACCUGUCGUUGGCAGUCCGGCUGCUCGCCACGAAUUCACACGCAAGCUUGGAAAUGUCUGGGCUGUCAAAAAGUCAAAGAAGCCGUAUCUUGGUGUCAAGGACAGAGAAAACAAGAUGAGAGAAGUCCAUGUUCUCCAAGCCCUUCGUGGUAACGAACACAUUCUCGAUCUCUGCGAUUCGUGGGAGUCAAAGAACCACCUCUAUAUUCAGACCGAGUUCUGCGAGAACGGCAACCUCAAGGACUUCCUUACGCAAACUGGCUUCAAAGGUCGAUUGGAUGAUUUCCGCAUCUGGAAGAUCUUGCUCGAGAUGUCUCAGGGUGUCAAGUGCAUUCAUGAUGCUGGAUUUAUCCACCUCGAUCUCAAGCCAGCCAACGUGUUGAUUGACUGGGAAGGAGUACUGAAGAUUGCAGACUUUGGUAUGGCCACAACAUGGCCUGCGCCCAAACACAUUGAGGGAGAGGGUGACCGCGAGUACAUUGGUCCCGAGGUACUUUCUGGCAAGUUCGACAAGCCCGCCGACAUCUUCUCUCUUGGCAUGAUUAUGCUUGAGAUUGCCGGAAACAUUGUUCUUCCCGACAAUGGUCUUCACUGGCAAAGGCUGCGUAGCGGCGACCUCAGCGAUGUGCCUAGCCUUACCUGGAGUUCCGAUAACAGCCUUCCUAGAUACGAGUCUGGCGAGCCCAUGGUCGACGAUAAUGAGGAGACCCUUCGAUUUGAUGACGACAUGGAUAUGGGCAACCAACCCGCCGUUACCGGUCAUAGAAGAAGAGAGCUGGCUCAGCCACCCAACUUUAUGAUUGACCCCAACGACAGCGAGGCACUGGACAAGAUCGUUGAGUGGAUGAUCUGCCCGUCUCCAGAACAGAGACCUGUGAUCGACGAACUUCUCAGCUGUGGUGGAGUCCAAUGGGUCGAACAGAGGAGACGCGCAGGUGCUACAGUUUACGAGGGUAACUGGGGACCAGCAGACGAUGUUCUCAACGCUGGUCAUGACAUCGACAUGGUCGACAUCUAA
Messenger RNA from Aureobasidium uvarum, 3354 nucleotides. The record is from the annotation of a GenBank genome assembly. Lineage: Eukaryota; Fungi; Ascomycota; Dothideomycetes; Dothideales; Saccotheciaceae.